GGGGCCGCGGCGGAGAGGCGGGCGGAGGUCCGGGGUCCAGGCCGCGGCGACUCUACUCGCUACUCGCUCAGGCUGGAGCCAAGCGGUCCGGCGGCUGCACCAUGGACUCACGCACCGAGGAAUACGAGCUCAAUGGCGACGUGCACCCGGGCUCGCCCGGCUCCCCGGACCCCAUGCCGCCAUCCCGUUGGGGCCGCAGGAACCAGCCCAUCAACGUGAACCACUACGCCAACAAGAAGAGCGCCGCAGAGAGCAUGCUGGACAUCGCGCUGCUCAUGGCCAACGCGUCGCAGCUGAAGGCCGUGGUGGAGCAGGGCCCUGCCUUCUCCUUCUUCGUACCCCUGGUGGUCCUCAUCUCCAUCUCCCUGGUGCUGCAGAUCGGCGUGGGCGUGCUGCUUAUCUUCCUCGUCAAGUAUGAUCUUAACAACCCGGCCAAGCACGCCAAGCUGGACUUCCUGAACAACCUGGCCACGGGACUGGUGUUCAUCAUCGUGGUGGUCAACAUCUUCAUCACUGCCUUUGGCGUCCAGAAGCCUGUCCUGGGUAUGGCAACCCAGCAGUAGGGGGUCCAGACCCUGAGAGGCACCUGCCCCACAGCUGGUCACCCUUACCUAGGACUGCACUCCCUUGAGAUGUCCAUCUCCUUACUCACAGCACACCGAGCCCACCAGGCCAGCACCUGGAAUAAACCUCUGCUCCCACUGUGACUGCCAUGUAGGGCUGGACGCAAGACCCAGAAGGACAGAACUGGGGAGCCCAGCUCCUGUCGCCUGGGAACAUGUAGCAGGUCCAAGGACAAGCCGGACCAGGAGCCAGCCGGCCUCUGUCUCAGGACAUUCCAGAAGGACAAGGAGUCACUCCUUCCCUUGCCAAUACACCAGCAUCCCCACUACCUGUGGGGGGCCUGCCGGGUCGCCUGGUGGCUGCUGCCUCUGCUGUCUCCUAACCCAGAGACACUAGGAGGCCCCCGUGGACCCACUGAUGGCCUCAGGCUGCAGCCUCAGCGCCUGGGCUCUGUGGCCAUCACGAGUCAGCUGCACCUACUCAGGCCCUAGACUGUGCUCACCCUGUCCUCCAGCAGUGACCUGGCUGAGCCCUGGUCCCUGCCUCGGGGCCCAGCUGCCCACUUUCCUAAUUGAGAAUGACCAAUGGCUCGUGCUUCUCCCCCCAUCCUGGGGUGGGUUGGGACCCCUCACGAGCAUGCUUUGUAAGCCUCCGAGCACACAGCUCAUCCCAGUGCCUUCCCAGAAAGUCGGGGUCAGGGACCCCUUUUGGCCCCCAGCCUGUCUCAGGAUGUGGUAUGGAGGCAGAGGGCCCUGAGUUGAGGCCCCAAUGCCUAGCUGCUUUUUCCUGUCUCUUUUUUAAUUUUUUUAAAUUUUGAGACAGGGUCCCGCUAAGCUGCUCAGCUGGCCUUGAACUCCUUAUCUUCCUGCACGGGCUUCCUGAGCAGCUGGAUUGCAGGUGUGCGAUACUGCAGCCAGCUGCUUUUAUGCCUUUAUACCAACACAUAGAGAAGUUGGGAGAAUGCCAUCUCAGACUUAGGAACGUUUCGCCAGGUGUGGUCUCCACCGUCCCAGGACCUGCACCACUGGCCUGUCCUGCAUGUGUGAGGAACACGGAACUCCAGGCCCCGGCCUCACGGCGAGGCCCCCAGCACUUCCGUGUGCAGCGCUAGAGAUGGGGCCUUUGCAGCCCUCCUGGAGCUGGUGCAUGGCUGGCCCUGUGCUCAGGGGCCCUCUGUGUCCUUUGUAGCAAAGUAAUAAAAAUAAACACCCUUCCAGGACCCUGCA
This is a messenger RNA of Cavia porcellus (domestic guinea pig), 1790 nucleotides long. It is a transcript of the gene Ninj1, whose product is annotated as ninjurin 1. Gene Ontology annotation, biological process: tissue regeneration; cell adhesion. The record is from RefSeq and is a predicted model, not a curated record. The transcript has 4 exons. Lineage: Eukaryota; Metazoa; Chordata; Mammalia; Rodentia; Caviidae. Gene Ontology annotation, cellular component: membrane. Bases 102 to 563 code for a protein of 153 amino acids.